AUGUCGUUGGCAGAGUCUGAUAUAGACCCAUAUGAACAUUUCAGAAUUGGUCGCAACCCUGAUGGCACUAUCACUCGAUACAUGAACCUCCCAAGGAUCAAGGCAAGCCUUGUAGCCUCUCAUGGUAACCCUGUGGUCUCCAAAGAUCUCACUCUCAAUCCAAAAAACGAAACCCGAGUUCGAAUCUACAUGCCUACGUCCAAACUGUGUUCAUCAAAUGUUGAUACAAGAAUUCCCAUCAUAAUUUUCUUUGCGGGUUCUGGAUGGAUCUCAACUAACUGGGACACUGUCCUCGUCCAUUCACAAUGCUCAGCGCUCACACAAGAAGUUCAUGCCAUUGUUGUCAAUGUUGACUAUCGCAUCGCCCCAGAGAAUAGGCUGCCGGUUCAAUAUGAGGACGCAAUGGAUGCGGUUCUCUGGGUUAGAGCACAAGCUUUGGAUACAAAUGGUGAGCAAUGGAUUAGAGAAUACGGAGAUAUUUCGAGGUGUUAUCUACAUGGAAGUAGCAAUGGUGGUAACAUGUUAUUUUUCACUGCGUUAGAAGCAACGAGGAUGGAGUUGGAGCCGUUGAGAAUUGCUGGGAAUAUAAUGAACCAACCCUUGUUUGGCGGGAUGGAAAGGACUAACUCAGAGAUGCAAAGCAUUGAUGACCCGUCGUUCCCCUUGUGUGUACAAGAUAUGUUCUGGGAGCUCUCUUUGCCAGAAGGUGUAGAUAGGGACAUUUGGUAUUGUAAUCCAAUGGUGGAGGGUCCUUACACAAGCGCCAUUAGCAAGCUUGGUAGGUGCCUUGUGAUUGGGUUCUGCGGGGACGCCCUCAUCGAUCGGCACCAGGAGUUUGUAACCAUGUUGGUGAAGCAUCAAGUCCAGAUCGAAGCACAGUUUAGCAACAUUGGUUUCCAUGCCAUCGAGCUUAUAGACAGGGAUACUGCAAAUGAACUUGUGGAAAUAGCUAAAGGCUUCAUAAACAAAGCAUGA
Molecule: messenger RNA, 975 nt
Organism: Quercus robur (English oak)
Lineage: Eukaryota; Viridiplantae; Streptophyta; Magnoliopsida; Fagales; Fagaceae
Product: probable carboxylesterase 9
Exons: 1
Coding region: 1-975 (324 amino acids)
Molecular function (GO): hydrolase activity
Source: RefSeq, a predicted model, not a curated record